UGACGUCACGACGUUUAGGAGUUCAUUUGUAUUUUCCUGUACUUUCGAAUGUGUUUCAAAACCAUACGCGGGUAUGGUUUGUCUUCCUCCGUAUCACACUGCAGAUUUUCAUCUACCUUUUGGACUGUAGUUGGUAAAAAGUGCGAUAGUGGAUGCUGAUUUUCUGUCAGGGUUGCCCGCGAGCAUUGGCGCCGGAAAGCAAGGCUAGGUAGGCUGCUUGCUGCUUGAUUGCUUUUGCUCCAUCUGUGCCGAGCCGAGCCGAGGCAGGGCGGCACGACAUUGCUGUACCGUGCGUAUCGCAGACUCCAUUUGUCGCCCAUGCAAAGGAUUUUACGAUGAUCAGAAGGCAAUCAUCGGAACCAUUUGGUUCACCGCUACUGGCCGAAGCGUAUGCACGUCCAAAGAAGCACGUCUUUGAGCAAGUUGAGAAGAUGGUUAGGGGCUCCUUUCCUCAUGGUGGCAAAUGGUGACGUUCCUUUGCAAUUUCCUCAAUCAACUUAUGUGUGCCGCCGCCGCCGCCGCCGCCACCACCGACCGCUUUCCCCUGACAAAUGUUCUCGUGCGGUGAGCUAAAAUAAUUGGACGCUUUGACCUGGAGGCCUUUCUCUUACGUGUGAACCGGACCCCCCCAAAUGCCCUGUACACGGCGGCGCCUUCUCGGAGGUGGUGAUGGCCCGUGAAAAGGCGACGGGGAAGAUGGUCGCCAUCAAGUGCAUCCCCAAAAAAGCCCUCAAAGGGAAGGAGAUGAGUCUGGAGAACGAGAUCGCCGUGCUCAGGAAGAUAAAGCACGAGAACAUCGUGGCUCUGGAGGACAUUUACGAGAGCUCCGACCACCUGUACCUCAUCAUGCAGCUGGUUUCCGGCGGCGAGCUCUUUGAUCGCAUCGUGGAGAAGGGCUUCUACACCGAAAUGGACGCCAGUCGGCUCAUCCGCCAAGUUUUGGAUGCCGUCAACUACCUCCACUCCAUGGGCAUCGUGCACAGGGACCUCAAGCCCGAGAACCUGCUCUACUUUAGUCCCCACGACGAGUCCAAGAUCAUGAUCAGCGACUUUGGGCUGUCCAAGAUGGAGGGGACGGGCGACGUGAUGGCCACCGCCUGCGGCACUCCAGGUUACGUGGCGCCUGAGGUGUUGGCGCAGAAGCCCUACAGUAAAGCCGUGGACUGCUGGUCCAUCGGGGUCAUCGCUUACAUUCUGCUGUGCGGCUACCCGCCCUUCUACGAUGAAAACGACUCCAAACUCUUUGAGCAGAUCCUCAAGGCCGACUUUGAGUUUGACGCGCCGUACUGGGACGACAUCUCGGAUUCCGCCAAAGACUUCAUCAGCCGUCUGAUGGAGAAGGACCCCGAGAAGCGCUUCACCUGCGACCAGGCUCUGGAGCAUCCCUGGAUCGCGGGAGGCACGGCCCUCUGCAAGAACAUUCACGAGUCCGUCAGUCGGCAGAUGCGCAAAAACUUUGCCAAAAGCAAAUGGCGGCAAGCCUUCAACGCCACGGCGGUAAUCCGCCACAUGCGGCGCUUGCAGCUGGGCACCAGCUUCGGCGGCAGCAGCAGCGUCCACGGCGCCGCCUCGGGCCCCGCCGGCAGAGCGCCCACCAAGAGUCAGUCGGUGGAUUGCGCCCCGCUCCCCGUCCGCGACAGUCCUCCGGCGGCCGCCCGGGCCUCCUCCGCCACGGCGGCGUCUCCUUCGGGCGAAGAGCUGCCGUCGUUGGCGCGCCCCUCAACCGUCACCGUCAUCCGCACGGGGACUAAAUGACGCCAAGUUCCGCGGGAGGUGAGCUGGGAGACCACCGAGCUUUAAGAGCAUGCCCGGUGAUCCCGAGCGGUGGCCCAUCCCGCCACGCUCUCUCUCUCCCUCCCUCCCGCCCGCCUUCUCUGCCAACCUCCCUCCCUCCCUCGUGACGAUUUUGAGCAGAGAGCCAGGAGCUGCGCUCAACUCGGCGUCGCUCCUGAGAAAGUCGAGAAGGAAGCGCAAAAGCAAAGUGCUGGUUUUAGCGGCGUCCAAUGGGACGCUCCCGAGUACGCCUCGUGUAAAUAUUUAGCUUGAAGCCAAAUGGUGGCGCCGACUUUGAUUCUCGCCUCCGUGCGCGGUGGUGCUUUCCUUUCCUUUCCUUUCCUUUCCUUUCCUUUCCUUUCCUUUCCUUUCCUUUCCUUUCCUUUCCUUUCCUUUCCUUUCCUGUCCUUUCCUUUCCUUUCCUUUCCUUUCCUUGGAGAGGACACGCGUGGGUGGGUUCUCAGGGAUGCUGGCGCUUGAAGCGGACCAAAGCGCCUACCGAGGCCACUGUGGAGCGCUCCGACGGGAGACUUUGCUUCCUUUCUGUAAAGCGGCGGUCGAUGGCUGGCCAAAAUUUGCCCUGUGGUCAGGGUGAACAAACAGCAGCAAGACAAAGUGGCUCUGGAGGUCACGAUGAGGCAAAGCGCUUUUCAGGGUGUUGGCCAAAUGGUGUGGAGAGCUUUUUGUGAGCAAGCAAAAAUGUCGAGCUUGAGUACAAUCAGUGGUUGUGCGGCUCCUCAUAGCGGCCUGUUGAAUUUAGCAGAAAGACUCUGGAACCCGGAAUGCCCCCCCCCCCCCCCCUUUUCCGGGUCAGGGUCAAGAAAACGCUCGGCAAAUGUAAACGUGUGUGCGGUGAGUAAAAAAAGACGAGUGAGCCUCUGUUUGCUGUGAAUACAAACGUUUCAUUUUGGCAAUGUGGAAUGUCUCUGUGUUGCCGUCUUCCCUCACCAGAGUAGGGCAAGACGUCCGGACGCACACUUCCACAAGCUGUGAAUUGCUGCUCCAAAUGCAUGUUGCAUGUCUUGAUGUCAUGUACUAUUAAACAAGAAAGACUUUG
Molecule: messenger RNA, 2830 nt
Organism: Syngnathus typhle (broad-nosed pipefish)
Lineage: Eukaryota; Metazoa; Chordata; Actinopteri; Syngnathiformes; Syngnathidae
Gene: camk1db
Product: calcium/calmodulin-dependent protein kinase 1Db
Exons: 11
Coding region: 670-1755 (361 amino acids)
Biological process (GO): peptidyl-serine phosphorylation
Cellular component (GO): cytoplasm; intracellular anatomical structure
Molecular function (GO): calmodulin binding; ATP binding; calcium/calmodulin-dependent protein kinase activity
Source: RefSeq, a predicted model, not a curated record